Messenger RNA from Thelazia callipaeda (thelaziosis nematode), 460 nucleotides. NCBI's taxonomy places the organism in Eukaryota, Metazoa, Nematoda, Chromadorea, Rhabditida, Thelaziidae. The record is from the annotation of a GenBank genome assembly.
UAUAUUUAAAAUAUAUAUUAUAAAAUAUAUAUUUUAGGAAUGGCUAGCUCAAUUUUUGGCUGAGAAAGCAGUAGAAACAAGUAGUGCACGCUGUGAAUCACCAAAACGUGUAGCUCGUCGGCGUAUUUCUACAUUGCAUCCUUCCAAAUUUCGAUGUAAAGGAUCAGAAGCAUUUGUAACAGUUCAUGCCGGGGACUGCAUCAUUGAUUACCCUUGUCCAGUUGGCUGCUCCUGUUUUGAUACACUUGUUGAUUGCAGUAACCGUGGAUGGACUGAUUUUCCUCAUCAUAUACCUCGAUAUACAGUGGAAUUACAUAUGUCUAAUAAUAAAAUUACUGCAGUCCGCCGAUCAAAUUACCUUCAUCUUGAGAAUCUUACAACAUUGUUAUUAGAUGGAAACAGCAUUGAAUCCGUGGAGAGUAAUUCAUUAGCAGCUUUGAAAAAUAUACGUGAAAUGUGA